Molecule: messenger RNA, 2141 nt
Organism: Sycon ciliatum
Lineage: Eukaryota; Metazoa; Porifera; Calcarea; Leucosolenida; Sycettidae
Product: programmed cell death protein 2-like
Exons: 4
Coding region: 182-1360 (392 amino acids)
Cellular component (GO): nucleus; cytoplasm
Source: RefSeq, a predicted model, not a curated record
UCGACUCCUAGAUCCUUCAGAUCAGUCCUUGCAAAGGCUGUGCUGUGUCUGUGAGUGUGAACAGGCAUGAGACUGAGAGUGUGAGGAACCAGUAAACUAACUUUUGUACCAGUGUCCUGUUUGAGCCUGGACUUUAGUUGGUGAGAAGGUGAUUGAUCGCUUCAUAGAAGGGUCUACCAGAAUGUCUCAAGAUGAUCCUGAUGUUUCACUGGGAUUUGUAGCCCAACCUGAGAAUGUGGAACAUUUGAAAAGCAAAUACUUUCCAUCCAAAAUGGGUGGGAAACCAGCGUGGCUCAGCCCUUUGGAGUUGCCAUCAACCAAGGACCUGACAUGUCCCAUCUGCAAGAAACCUUUUGUUUUCCUCCUUCAAGCUUAUGCACCGUUGGAAGAUCAAGAGGAGUGCUUCCAUCGCACUGUCUUCGUGUUCAUAUGUCGCAAUGGUGAAUGUUACUCAGAUCGCAGUAAUCGCCCAUUUGCUGUGUUACGAUCUCAGUUGCCCAGGAAGAAUAAUUUUUACAGCUUCGAGCCAUGUAAAUUGGAUGCUGGGUCGAAAGGAGAGGCGACUUUCGAGGAGCUGGUGAGCGCAGACGACUCGCAGCGCACCCCGCUGUGCACGCUAUGCGGCUGCACUGGCCGCCUCUGGUGCUCGCGCUGCCGUGGCCCGCGCUAUUGCGGCAAGGACCACCAAGUCAUGCAUUGGAAACACGGUCACAAGGCGGAGUGUCAGCCUGCACCGAAGGACUCGGACGCAAAGGCUCCACUGACGACUGCGAAAUGGUCUCGUGUGAUGGCAGCUGAUGCAGCUAAAUCGAUUCUCCUUCCGGAAAUGGAACUGGUCAUUGAAUCGGAGGUAGAACUUGAAAUAGAGGAUGAGGGUAUUGGCGCCGGUAGCGACAGUGAUGGUGACGAAGGCGAAAGCGAGGAGCAGCAACUGAAAGACUUCAAGACGUACGUUCAGAGCAGUGGAGGCAAGUCUGGAGCAUUAGACGGCGAAGUCAGCAAUGAGGAGCUACAGGCUGCUGCUGCAGAUGGCAUUGGCGUCACUGAUGCAUGCUUCAAGGCAUUCAAGAGGAAAAUUGCAAUCGCGCCUGAGCAGGUGCUUCGCCACAAUCGCGAUGGCGAGCCACUGUGGCUCUCAGCCAAGCAUCAGGCGGCUGACAGUGAUGUCCCGGACUGCGCAUGCGGAGCCAAGCGCACGUUUGAGUUCCAGAUUCUUCCUCAGCUACUGGCACACUUGCAUCUGGAUACACUAGCCGGACCGUCUGUAGACUGGGCUACGCUUGCCAUCUACACAUGCUCGCAGAGCUGUACUUUAGGCAAUCCAUACAAGUCGGAGUUUGUCUGGAAGCAGGACUUCUAAGUUUCUAGUCAGGCUACGUCCUCGCCAGCAACUGCCCUAGCUCUGCUAGGUAGCGUCCAGCUUACUGCCCCAGGAGAUUACUUGAAGUGAUCGUGAUUACAGCCCAUAGUAUGAUGGUAUGCUGUCCAGUGAUCAAUCCCAGUGACCAAUCCCAGUGAUGGAUGACUUGUGAGGCAUAGGGUGGCUACAGCACACACUGCUAUCGUGUGCAAUCUCGGCGGGCGUGCUGUUAACAACGUGCCCGGCCCGUUGUGCUCGAUACUUGUAUGCUGUUGUCGGACCAUCCUGCAAACCAUGUGGCAGUGUGUUUAUGGAUGCAUUCCGCAAAGCCGUUCUUAUAGCUGCGAGAUGUUGACUCGAUGUUGCCACGUUGUGGCAGAUAACAUUAGUUGCGACUCCCGCUUGCCUUUUGUUCAGUAUUGUCCACCGCACAGGCUUGACUGAAGUCCGGGAUGAGCUCAGCUAGGCUGCACUGGGUCAAGUCGGCAUAAAUCUCCUCUUAUCUCACGCCCCUCGCCAUGUCUGUGAACUCAAAAAAAGCAGCGUGACUAUUACUUUAGGAUUCUACCAGUGCUAGUGACGUAAGACACUGGUAUUAUUAUUUUCAAAUUUUAAUUUACUGAAGUCUGGUUUGCCACUUUCUAGGAAUAAUGUUCUCUUCCGCUUUAUUUCCUAUCUCUCUAUCUCUGCAUUUUAGUUUAAGAAGAAGAGUUUGGCCACAGGCGCUCUGCAGGUUUCUUGGAUUUUCGAAACAAAAAACAAGUUCUGCAAGUCUUGCUGA